This is a messenger RNA of Megalops cyprinoides (Indo-Pacific tarpon), 1789 nucleotides long. RefSeq names its product Krueppel-like factor 4. The record is from RefSeq and is a predicted model, not a curated record. The transcript is spliced from 5 exons. Gene Ontology annotation, molecular function: DNA-binding transcription factor activity, RNA polymerase II-specific; RNA polymerase II cis-regulatory region sequence-specific DNA binding. Bases 273 to 1523 code for a protein of 416 amino acids. NCBI's taxonomy places the organism in Eukaryota, Metazoa, Chordata, Actinopteri, Elopiformes, Megalopidae. Gene Ontology annotation, biological process: regulation of transcription by RNA polymerase II.
AGGAAAUAAGACCAGUCUCAGCUGCAGCGGCACGAUUAACGCAAGGAGGGAAUCCCUGUGUCUUGUCUCUCCUCUUCUCUUUUCAUCACAGUUCCACCACUUCAGUGCGGUUUUCGAUGCUCCAUGUAACGCCUAUACACGCAUGUGUGUACAGCAUGAUACGGCUGUAUCGCAACAAGGCGUGACCUGAGACCGCUACAACCCAUGCUAGACAGCCUAUCGGGGUUUGCCCAGAAGAAAUUCAUCUGAAAUUCAUCAAGCAAAUCUAAAAAAUGAUCAUUAGUGAGAUCCCGACCUCACCCUGUUUUUUUGAAUUGGAGACUACCAUCGAGCAAUUUGAUAUGGUUUUAAGUGGAAUGAUUUUGCGAUCGAUAUCUACCUUUGCUAGUGGCACCGGUGUCAAGGAGAAGCCCAUGGAAAAGGAAACGGCUGACUUGAGAUGGAAAGAAGAGCUGUCCCACCUACAGAGAUCCUGUGUGUCAACAGGAAGUGGCUCUGCAGAUCACAACCUCCCCAAUGCCACUGGCAAGGAGACUGAAGAUCCUGACAUGCUGGAUUAUGACUUUAUCCUGUCCAACAACAUGCAGCAACAGAAGCAGGAAGCCCUGUCCAGCAUCUCCCAGAAUAUACCUCCCUCCCCAAGUUCCUACUCAUAUCAACUCCACUCUCCACAGGGUACUGCCAGUGACAUCCUAUAUACCAUCCCAGACAUCAAUGAUGUAUCCCCUACAGGUGGUUUUGUGGCAGAGCUCAUGAGGCCAGACUUGGACCCUGCAUACCUGCUGCCUUCAAGUCUACAUGGGAGGUUUGUCGUAAAGACCACCAUGGACAUGGCAGACUACAGCCAUAACAUAAACGCCAGCAAAAGCAGCAUUACUGUGCAGCCCACCGUGCCAUUCACUUGCCAUUGGACCAAACAGGAAACCCAGAGCAUUUGCACUGUCACCCAAUCAAUGGACAUUUACCCUGGGGUUAAAUCAAGUCCUGUGACUGACCAAAGACCCCUCCUUGACCUUCCAAAUUUCCGCUCAGGGCAUUCCAUGGGAGCCAAUCGGCCAUCUGUCAAGGAUGUCCUGAAAAGUGAUACCCACUCCACCUCUCGGGGUUUAAGUCACCCAUCACUCCCUGUCCCGUCUGACUACCAUGCCCCAGUUAGCUACGCUCCAUUACAACAGCCUUUGUCCCUACAGUGUCAAGGAGGCUGCGUGUCAGAGGAGCCCAAACCCAAACGAGGGCACCGCUCCUGGCCUAGGAAGAGGACUGCCACCCACACAUGUGACUACACAGGCUGUGGAAAAACUUACACCAAGAGUUCUCACCUCAAGGCACACCUCAGAACACACACAGGAGAGAAGCCUUAUCACUGUGACUGGGAUGGAUGUGGCUGGAAGUUUGCCCGUUCUGAUGAGCUCACACGUCACUACAGGAAACACACUGGUCAUCGUCCUUUUCAGUGUCAGAAAUGUGACCGAGCAUUCUCAAGGUCGGACCACCUUGCUCUGCAUAUGAAACGGCAUUUAUGAAAUUGGUGAGAGCUGAGGAGAGCUUGAUAUUUGUAAUCUCACAACCCACACUGCCUUUUAAAAUCAUUGUACUACAUGACAAGCUGUGACCUCCAUAGCAAAGACCUCUGACCAGGGCUUGAAGGGCAUCUGCAUGGCCUUCCAAAGAAGUAGAGAUUACCUAAGAUUUCUGAGAUGUGACUAGAUGUCAAAGUAUCUGUAUUAAAGGAAAUGUAUUAAAAUCAGGGAAAAAUGUUUUGACAGACAGUAAUGAAAACAUUAGAGGC